GCUAUUUGCGUUUACAAUUUUUAAUCUAAAAAAAAUAAAUACAAAUACUUAAAUAACUUAAUUAAAAUCAUUUGUUGUGCGUUCAAAAAUGUUGUAAAUAUCUUAGUGAAAUAUCGUAGUAACUACAUGGAAAAAUAUACAGAUAAUUGAAUGGGUUCCUCAACUAAACACAUCCAGUGAAGCUUCCUUUGAAGCUGUAGUUUAAGUUGCCAUUGAGGAAUUGAAUGGCUAUGUAUUAUUACGCAAGUAAACUGAAUGAGGCUUCAUGUAGUGGCUGCAACAUUAAAGUCCCUCCAGCGCCCACAGAGCCAGCUCCCGUGCCUCCCCCACCGACCGACCAUGCCCCUCUCCCCCCUGACCCCUCUCUCCUACAUGGCACUGGACUAUCUUAUUAUGAUAAUGAUGAUUACUAUUCAAUGGUGAGGGGAAAUAAGUUUAUGUCAGAGACUACCUGCAAACACAUUGUGAUGAAUGGUGGACUAAAUUUCGUUUCCUCGCAGAAAGUCGAGACCCCACAGUUGACAUCAGUUCUCGGCCCUGGAGUUAAGUCAUUGUCAACACUCCCAUACCCACCUGCCGACAAAUCUGAUAUUGAGUACAAAGAUGGGCAGAUUAUAAGUGCUCCUUUGGAGACUCUGGUCGAUAUGCUCCGACCAGGAGCCAGCAAGUCAUUCAUGUUUACAUUCCUAUUGUGUUCCCGUUUAUUUGUAAAGCCUCAUGAGUUGCUCAGUAAGCUGUGUAAGAGAUACUUCAAGAAUUAUGAUAAAAUUGGCAAAAGUGAAGUCAAGGAUUUGAUUGAUAAAGAGCUAAAUGACAUGAUAGCUUUGGUAAGAGUGCUGAACCAGUGGACAAGCAUGUUUCCUUACGAUUUCCGUGACGAUAGAGUUAUGGCGCUCGUUCGUAGUAUCACACAAAGGUGUGCAGCAGAACACAUGGCCUCCGUGAGGCUAGAAGUGUCAACAAUGUUAGAAAAACUUUUGGAUAAAUUGACUGCUUUAGAGCAGUAUGAGGAGACGUUGAAUGAAAUACCUCAAGUGUCAACUGUUGACCAGUUAGCACAGGGGGACAUUCUAACGCUCGGCCUAUCACCUGUUGAGUUAGCGAAUCAAUUAACGGUCGUGGAAUUGCACCGAUUGUCAUUUGUGGGCCCCGAGGAAUUUGUGCAGACGUUUGCUCCGGCUCAGCCGCCUCAAUCGACAUCAACAAGCGGAAAGAGCAGCAUUAACUUGCAUCAUAUUGAAACAAAGUCUACGAGGAACCUGGAAGCCUAUGCAGAUUGGUUCAAUAGACUCAGUUACUUAGUUGCUACUGAUAUAUUGAAGAGUGCAAAGAGCAAAUACAGAGCUAGAGUGAUAGAGCAAUGGGUGAUGACAGCAAGGGAAUGUUUCAACCUUGGAAACUUUAAUUCUCUCAUGGCUAUCAUCAGUGCCUUGAAUAUGUCUUCUAUAACUAGACUUAAGAAGACGUGGGGUCGUACGUCGGGCGUUUGCGGUCAGCAACUGAGGCAGCUAGAGCUCUGUGUUGAACCCAGUGGCAAUCAUGCAAGAUAUCGGGCGGCGCUAGCCGCGGCACCGACGGAGACGGCCGUGCCUUUGCUGUCGGUGACCUGCAGGGACCUGCACUUCGCCAACCAGGGAGCCCCAUCCAAAAUCGGCGGCAACCGCGUGAACUUCGAGAAGUGUUCGCUGCUGGCGCGGCACGUGUGCACGCAGCUGGCGGCCCGCCGGCUGGCCAGCGACGAGGCGCCGGCGCCCGCGCUGCCGCCGCCGCACCGGCCGGUGUGGCGCUUCCUCAACGAGCGGCCGGCGCUCAGCGAGACCGCUUUAGAGUUAACUUCGUUCGAGCGCGAGCCGCCGGCCGACCACCUGGAGAAGGAGCGCCUCAAGCGGCUGCGCGGCGCCUCCUAAGCCCUGUACCUGUGAUUUGGUUCCCCCUGCUCAGUUUUAUGAAUCUUCCAGUGAAACGUGAGUUUACUCUCCAUACUCGUAUUUAGUUUACAUAGAAAUAUCUACUAUUGUUAAACUAUGAAUAACUUUAACACUGGCCCCAAGCAGCUGAAUGAUAAAUAUAUUUAUAAAAAUAGAGAUUACGAAUCGCGGCUCAGUAAAAAAGUCAAGGAAUUUUAACCCACCGUCAUCUUUAUUAGGUAUAUGCACAGUUUCUAGUCCGAGUCCAUGCUUGCGAACUUGUUGGUCCAUUACAGACUCCGCUCAACAAUAUUACAGUAGUUUAAAAAUAUAAUAUUGUUUGUUCAUUAAUAAUACAGAGUAUUUAGUAAUUAAGUUAAAUUAAAUAAAACUUAUUCUGCAUAUAGGAAAAACAGUACCUAUAAUAACUGCGUAACUAUUGCAUUAUGACUGUCAGCAUAGUGUCCUAAAAAUCAUUGUAGUACUUAUUAGUGUUAUCUAGUGCGAAUGUAUAUUAUUAUUGUAUGUUUACUGAUUAAUGAAAAAAUCCGCAUUGUGUCCCAAAUGAUAUUAUAACUUCGUUCCUUGAUUUUCGUAACUACAUUUAAAUAUUCGCAAAAAUCCUAUUUACUCAGUUUUAAUUGGAUUUAUUUGAGUCUGCAUAUUUAAAUAAAUAAUUGUUAUACAAAGCAUCAAAAGCAAAAUUUACUACGUUUUUGUCUGGGAUUUACUGUUACAAAUGUAAAGUUUAUCCAGUAAUGGACACUUAUUGUGUGUUACGUCGUGCAAGUUUAUAUUUAGGUAUUGUUAUCUACACACGUCUAUGGACCAAUUAAUUAGUUUGUUUUGUCUCAAAAACUCAAAUAAAAUAUGUUAAAAAUAGAGUGGGGCAGUAUAUUACUAUUUUAUGUGAGUAUAAGUGUACAUGAUACAACUGGACUUUAUGGGCUCAAAUUAUUUCGAGUAGAAACAUUAUUUAUUAGGUAGACAUAACUAUGGAAUUUGGUAAAGUCAAUAGACUAAGUGUUAAUCGAGUAAUUUAUAAAAUUAAUACGUAUCACUGUUUUUAUGAAGCCAUUCAAUCCAAGUUCCUUAACCCAUCAGUAUUUAUUAAAUGCUUUUCAUCUCGCCAUUUUGAUGAAUCUCAUAAAUGUACUUAAUAUUUAAAUUUAACUGUACUUGAAGUUUGAUCUCAUUUUAAAGUUGCAUUAUAUCUCAAGAGUGUUUUUGAUUAUUUGUGUUAGUGUAUUUACUGAGUAUUUAAAUGUGCGUGUGAGUUGUGAGUAUAAUUUGUGACAGAGUGGUAAAGAGUGUGAACAUUUUAUUGUUUGUUGCGCACGUUCUUCAAUUUCAAAUCUUUGAUUGAAAAUUGGUGUUGCUUAAAAAUAUAUCUACUUAUUAAUAAAACAAUAUUAGGCAGUAAGUACAAAUUUCACUUUAUUUAUACAAUUUGUAUUUUUGAAAAGUUUGAAUCCAUAAUUAUUAAUGUGUAAACUACUUAGUUAAUAUUUAUGUAAAGGGGCAAAUAAAAAAACCGUUUUCACGUCUAGUAAAAAAUAUAUAUUAAAAAAACCGUAUUUUUUCAUACUACAACGUUAUUGUUACAAUUCUUUGUAAGUUUAUAAUGUCUUUGAAUUUCUACUCAAUGGUGCGUAUUUUAAGCACACUGGUUUCGCCACAAACGUCACCUUCGACAUUUAAGAGUUAAUUACUCCAUUGAAUUUUUCACGAAAUAAAAUAAGAUACCUUGCCAAAUGAUUCUUACUUCGGUAAUACUCCUAGAUUAAGGAAACUUUGAAAUUGCCAAAUAAACAUUAAACACUGCCGAUAAACCUGUCUUGAAAUUCUGUUUCAAAAAUUAAGACUGUUUAUCAUUAAGUCGUUGGUGACGGAAUGCUAUAUAAUAUAUUCGCAGCCGUUAGCAGACUACCAAUCUAUCAGUAGAGGGAGCUGUCAAAAUUAUUAUCCUACCUCUUCUCUUGGAGAACGAUUAGCAUACCUCCCCGCGUCCCUCUGUCCCUCAGUAGUUCAAUACCACGUGGCUAAACAUUUCUUUGGCCGGCUACUUUGGAAUUUUGGAUUUUGGUCUAUACAUAUAUGUAUGAAGCAUAUCUGGUCUCUUUUACUGAUAUCGUUUGGUUCCUUAACGGUUCGCUGUCAAUCUCACUGCAUACUUUAUGGAUGGUACAUUUAUUGUGUACUUUUUCAUCGUUUCAGUAUUAAAGUGUUCAUGUCACUUAAACUACAAAGAAAAACUCAGUUGAUGGUUUAUGUCCUUUAUAAAGCUUAAUCUUAAUAAUAAGUAAUUUUGAGAUUUACUCGUCGAAAUAAAGCAUUAAAAUGGGACGGUUCUGGGCAAAAACUCGUAAUUUGUAAUUUUGAGUUUUAAUUGUACAAAUGUUCGUUGCCAUUUUAGAUUUAACCAUUAUUUCCUGAUGUAGCUACGAUAUGGGUAAAUUAGAUAUUAAAAUAAGUUAUUACAGAAACAUUAAUUUUAGAAUAACUCCUUAGUUCUCGAGUGAAUAACUUUAUAAGUACUUACGUUUUGUUUAUUAUAAUUAUUGCUUUGAAACUUGUUACCUAAAACAUUCCAGAAUAACUUGAUUUAUGGUUAUUUUAAAAAAGUAAAAUCAGUAUUAUAUUGAUUAUAAUACUGUCAGAUCUGCGCGUCUGUUCCUAUAAAAAUGCAUUGCCCUGGAUAGCUUUUGCUCGAAUCAUAAAAGUACUCAUCUGUUAAUUAUUAUGUAAAAAAUACAUAAUGUUUAAGUAUAAUACCUCUGGUGCUCCUUGCGAAAUAUAUCUUUUAGGAAUAUA
Molecule: messenger RNA, 4721 nt
Organism: Ostrinia nubilalis (European corn borer)
Lineage: Eukaryota; Metazoa; Arthropoda; Insecta; Lepidoptera; Crambidae
Product: ras-GEF domain-containing family member 1B-like
Exons: 12
Coding region: 225-1907 (560 amino acids)
Biological process (GO): Ras protein signal transduction; positive regulation of GTPase activity
Cellular component (GO): plasma membrane
Molecular function (GO): guanyl-nucleotide exchange factor activity
Source: RefSeq, a predicted model, not a curated record